Hibiscus syriacus is the source of this 775-nucleotide messenger RNA. RefSeq names its product 3-hexulose-6-phosphate isomerase. Gene Ontology annotation, biological process: carbohydrate derivative metabolic process. The transcript has 2 exons. The record is from RefSeq and is a predicted model, not a curated record. Lineage: Eukaryota; Viridiplantae; Streptophyta; Magnoliopsida; Malvales; Malvaceae. Gene Ontology annotation, molecular function: carbohydrate derivative binding; isomerase activity. The coding region runs from base 22 to 633 and encodes 203 amino acids.
ACUUGUUCACUUUCUUUUACCAUGGACACUGGUAGCGCUUCAAUGGCAGGCCUAGCCUCACAAAUUUGCAGCCAUAUAGCCUCCAUCUUCUCCAAACCCACUACCGAUCCACCAGCCUUGGACCUAAUGGUAGCAGAGUUGACCUCCAUAGCCUCCCAAAACGGCCGCGUCUUUCUCUACGGAGUAGGCCGAGAAGGUCUAAUGCUGAAAGCCCUCUGUAUGCGCUUGGCUCAUCUGGGCCUUUCUGCUCACUUCGUCUUCGACAUGACCACUCCUCCGAUUACCUCCAAGGACCUUCUCAUAGCCUCGGCCGGCCCUGGUGGAUUCUCCACCGUCGACGCAAUUUGCUCGGUGGCAAAAUCUCACCGUGGUAGAGUCUUGCUGUUGACUGCCCAGCCUGAAACGGGAUCCAGUGUGAAGUAUGCCGAUGUGGUGGCGUAUGUGGCAGCACAGACAAUGGCUGACGACGAGGAAGAUGGCGGUGGUAAGGAGAAAUCUAGAACUUUGCUGCCUAUGGGGAGUGUUUACGAGGGAGGAUUGUUUGUGUUGUUUGAGAUGGUGGUGUAUAAAUUGGGCGAGGCUUUGGGAGAGAGCCCUGAGGCUAUUCGAGCUCGCCACACCAAUCUUGAGUGACAAAAAUGCCUGGUACAUGAUGCCGUAUAGGUUACCAGCUCUGUGAGGAAAUGGAGUUUCAGUCUCAGAAAUCUCAUCCAUUUUCCCACCGUAUGCCACAAAUGUGAUUAUUGCUGUUUUGGCUUCUUCCUCAUAGAACUUG